Messenger RNA from Vigna unguiculata (cowpea), 670 nucleotides. RefSeq names its product putative invertase inhibitor pseudogene. The record is from RefSeq and is a predicted model, not a curated record. Lineage: Eukaryota; Viridiplantae; Streptophyta; Magnoliopsida; Fabales; Fabaceae.
CUUUAAACCCUAAUUAAACAUACCCAAGUUCAAAAAAUCACCAAACAAAGAAAAUGAACCCUUCUUCUUCUUCUUCUUGUUCCCUUUUGUUCACUCUCACAAUCAUCUUUUGUUCUCUCCAUUCUCUAGGGUUUGCCAACCGUCUCAUCCAACAAACAUGCAAGAAUUGCUCAAAAACCGACCCAAACAUAAGCUACAACUUCUGUGUAGCAUCCUUCGAAUCCAACCAUAGGAGCCAACAUGCGAAAAACCUGGAAGAACUAGGUUUAAUCUCCAUCAAGAUUACAAGGCACAAUGUGUCGGAUACUAAUGCUCACAUCAAUGAUCUUUUGGAGAAGAACAAGAGCUUAGGCCCAUUCAUGAAAGAAUGCUUAGAUGAUUGCCUUGAAGUCUAUUCCGACACCAUUUCCACUUUCAGAGAAGCCAUUAGAGAUUACAAGGCCAAACGCUAUUCCGAUUGCAACGUGAAACUAAGCUCAAUCAUCGAUGCCUCUACCACCUGUGAAGAUGGAUUCAAGCAGAAGAACAAUGGCGUCGUUUCUCCACUCACAAAAAGAAACAAAGAUACCUUUCAACUUUCUGCUAUUGCACUUUCCAUUGUUAACAUGCUCAUCAAUUCGGAUCUAUAAAGAAAAAGGUCCAUUCUUAUUACUUUGUAUGAUGUUAAUUA